Messenger RNA from Pollicipes pollicipes, 1489 nucleotides. RefSeq names its product intraflagellar transport protein 80 homolog. Gene Ontology annotation, cellular component: intraciliary transport particle B; cilium. The transcript is spliced from 11 exons. The record is from RefSeq and is a predicted model, not a curated record. NCBI's taxonomy places the organism in Eukaryota, Metazoa, Arthropoda, Thecostraca, Pollicipedomorpha, Pollicipedidae. Gene Ontology annotation, biological process: cilium assembly. Bases 209 to 1273 code for a protein of 354 amino acids.
CGCCUACGGGUACCUGCUGGUGGCCACGACCGGCCAGUGCUUCGUCUACUCGUCCCGCAACUGGAACACGCCGCUCAUCUUCGAGCUGAAGGAGGGCAACGUCCACCUCAUCCUGCAGGCCUCGCAGGUGUUCGCGCUGGUGGACGGCAACUCUGUGUACGUGUACACGUACGAGGCGCGGCUCCAGUGCACACCCCGCUGGCAAGGCAUGCGACUGGACAGCGUGUCCGAACAGACCGCCUCACUCAGCAACGAUACGUUCGCCUGCCGGGACAGUGACAGCGAGAAAGUGAUCCAGCUGAUGGACGCCAUGACCGGCAAACCAGUGAUCGACAAGCCGUUCACUCACAAGUGCGACGUGCUGGAGCUGGCGCUGGACCAGCAGCUGCCGGCCGCCCAGCGCAAGCUCGCCUUCGUCGACGCCAACAAGGAUCUCUUCCUGCUCACGACGCGCCGGGUGGGCGGCGCGCGCAAGCUGCUCCGUCUCGGUAUGAUGGUGCACUCGCUGUGCUGGAGUCACCAGGCCAACAUGCUGGCUGGUCUGCAGGAGUCGCGCCUCUCCGUCUGGUACUACCCGGCCGUCAUCUUCGUCGACAAGGAGCUGCUCAACAUGACCAUCCUGCAGAAGGAAUCUCCCGACUUCGGCAAGAACCCGUCCAUCAGCAAGUUCGGCGGCUCUCAGGUGUCGCUGCGCCGCUCGGACGGCUCCCAGAUCGCCACCAGCAUCUCGCCGUACCCGGCCGUGCUGCACGGCUACGUCAUGCAGGAGAAAUGGGACGACGCCGUGCGGCUCUGCCGCUUCAUCAAGUCUGACUCGCUGUGGGGCUGCCUGGCCGGGAUGGCGACUGUGGCCCGCGAGCUGGAGACCGCCGAGAUCGCCUACUCCUGCAUCGACCAGGCCGACAAGGUCGAAUACCUCCGCUAUAUCAAGGGACUGUCAUCGGCUGAGGCGCAGGCGGCCGAGCUGACGCUGCUGGCCGGCUCACCCCUGGAUGCUGAGGCCAUUCUGGUGCACACCAGCCAGAUAUUCAGGGCAAUCAUGCUCAACAUCCAGCUGUACCAGUGGGAAAAGGCUCUGGCCAUGGCAGUCAAGUACAAGACGCACAUCGACACGGUGAUCGCCUUCCGGAAGAAGUAUUUGGAGCGCUUCGAGAAGGAGGAGACCAACCAGCUGUUCCUUCAGUACAAGUCGAUGGUGAAGGAUGCCAAGAAGCGGAAGCGUGAGGCGGCGGCCGACGAGAACGAGGACAUCCCCGACAUGACGGAGCAGUAGCGGCCCGUAUCACGUGCUGUUCGUGUGCCUGUAUGGAAGCGGACUGGAACAAGAUCAUACUGAAGGUGCAGGUGGAGAUGCAGAAGGAGAGUGUGAACUCGUCCUCGGUCGGCCAGUCCGUCUCCAACACGUACGGCAUCAGCUGGCCCGUGACCAGUCAGGCGCAAGUGGAAGAGGCCGUCUCCGACCAGGAGGUGUUCUGAGUGCCUUCACCUC